Grosmannia clavigera kw1407 is the source of this 1209-nucleotide messenger RNA. RefSeq lists its product as uncharacterized. The transcript has a single exon. Lineage: Eukaryota; Fungi; Ascomycota; Sordariomycetes; Ophiostomatales; Ophiostomataceae. Bases 1 to 1209 code for a protein of 402 amino acids. The record is from RefSeq and is a predicted model, not a curated record.
AUGGCAGACGUUCCACCGGUAUCCAAAGACGGCUUCACAUUCUCUGGAGAGCUCUAUGCUGAGACCACCGGUCACAAGCUUCACCGACGUGCGAUGGCAGCGGAGCUCCGGGCUCUGUAUAAGUCUAAUGAUGAGAAGGACUAUCCGGGUCACUGGUACGAGGCACAGCUGAUGCACUAUGGCCUGCGACGGUCGAGAGUGAAGAGCACGGCAAAGAUGCGUCUCUUCGAGUUCGUGGUCAAGCGAUAUGACAGGUUCUGCGUGCCCCCGGAUAUCUUGAAGAUCAAGGCGCAACUGAGGACCGAAUGGCGCAGGAACUUGCGACAGGCGCGGAGGAACCAGAACAUGAACAGACAGAACAGUGGGCCUGCAGUAGAACCCCAUGCGGCCAAUUGGGAGAACAUGGAUGGUCCCAGAGGCAGCAAUAUGUACGAUGGCUCGGGCGUCAAUUCAGCCAUCACAGCUCCAGAAGGCUACAACGUCACGCUGUCGAUCCGAUCCAAAGACCGACAGCAGUCUGGACAGGGCAAUGCGGGCCAGGCACAACACGCUGGACCAUCUACACCGGGACAGAGCUGGCAAGCAAAUGGGACGCCGAGGGAGGUCAUGACUCCGGCCGGAAGAGCACAGAACACGGGACAAGUUGGGCUGCCAUCUCACAACAACACGAGCGCAGAGGCACAUGACCACCAUAAAAAGAAGAAGAAGAAGAAGAAUCUUUGGGUGGACAGAGGUGCUCAGGGUCAUGCCGGCAACCAGAAUAGCAAUAAUUGGGUAAGCAACCAGGCCAAUCAGAUCAAUCAGGCCUACCAGGCCAACUCAAACAGCCAGAAGGACCAGAGAGGUGCAUGGCAAGUGGAAAACCAGAGACGGAGGCACCACCAGAUGCAACAGCAAAACAUGCGAUUCCCGCGAGCCCCACAAACGCCCACAGCAGCUAGAGCUUUCUACGGCAACCAGACGCCCCAAAAUGUGUCUUCACAUCGGCAGACAACACCAGGGCAGCGGACAGGCACUCUGACGAAUGGAUGGUCGUCCCCUUACCAGCCGUAUGCAGGACGACUAGAAACGCCGCAACAGAUGCCUCUUCCGCCGGCCUGCGGCGGCUCUUGCAUGCAGCGAAACAACGGCCAGAACAGACAUAUGCAAGGACGAGAUACACCUGCACAAGCUGGAGGCAGUGGGCCAAGACACGUCCACUUCCGAUAA